AUGCUGAGUUUGGCGGCGGUAAUAGAUGCAGUGAUGGUGGAUAUGAGUGCUUGGUAUGUCCUAGGACUCAGAGGCGCGCCACUGGGGUGUCCAGCCUCAUGCACCUCCCACAACUCAGCAGGUCCAGUUUUUGGAAUAGAGAGCAGUAAUGAGUGUAAGAAGCGAAAACCAAGAGCGUUGAUACCACUACCAAAGGCUUGUUGGGAAGCGGUGAUUUUGCUGGUUAAGGGAGGAGUAUUGAAAUUGAGAAAUCUCACUACUCCAUUUUCACGCGAUCUGUCAAUGCUGUUGGCUUGCUCUGUCAGUGAUGGUGAAAGCAGUGACGCUCUGAUCAGAUACAAAGAGAUAUCGAGAAUUGAAGCAGUAUUGAUGGAGUUAGAAGAGCAAAAGGCCCAAUUUGAUGCAAAAGUCAAAGUUUUCACUGGGUUGAUGAUUCUACUUGAAAUUCCAAUGCUGGAUGGACCACAAGGGAUGUCAGGAGCAGUUAGAUGA
Tremella mesenterica DSM 1558 is the source of this 492-nucleotide messenger RNA. RefSeq lists its product as uncharacterized. The coding region runs from base 1 to 492 and encodes 163 amino acids. The record is from RefSeq and is a predicted model, not a curated record. Lineage: Eukaryota; Fungi; Basidiomycota; Tremellomycetes; Tremellales; Tremellaceae. The transcript has 3 exons.